Messenger RNA from Schistocerca nitens (vagrant locust), 1342 nucleotides. Its product is annotated as poly [ADP-ribose] polymerase tankyrase-2-like. Gene Ontology annotation, cellular component: cytoplasm. The transcript has 4 exons. The coding region runs from base 109 to 1320 and encodes 403 amino acids. The record is from RefSeq and is a predicted model, not a curated record. Gene Ontology annotation, biological process: proteasome-mediated ubiquitin-dependent protein catabolic process; regulation of proteolysis. Lineage: Eukaryota; Metazoa; Arthropoda; Insecta; Orthoptera; Acrididae. Gene Ontology annotation, molecular function: ubiquitin protein ligase binding.
CCACACUGUCCCUGCCUACAGUUUCAGCCCGGCGACUUUGUGUGCUGAGCACCUCGACAGGACUCACUGCCUGAAGACACUCCUCUCUGACUCCGGGCAUCACCUACAAUGGCAGCAGUUAAAGAGGUUCAGCUGACCGCCGCCGUGAACUUGGGCGCCCUUCUAGAUGCGGGGGAAGGCGCCGUGGUGAUAUUAGUGGCGGGCGAGACACGGCUGGCUGCCCACAGGACAGUGCUGGCCGCCAGAAGCCCCGUGUUCCAGGCAAUGUUCCAGCAUGACACGCUGGAGGCCAGCAGCGGCCACGUCACAAUCACAGACGUGGAGGGGCCGGUGAUGAGGGAGCUGCUGGCCUACAUGUACACCCUUCAGGCCCCCGAGCUGCCCGGCAUGGCCCCGCUCCUGCUCGCAGCCGCUGAUAAGUACGGCUUGUCCGCCCUAAAGGCUGUCUGUGAGCAGCAGGUGGUCGCUCAGCUCUGUGUCGAGAACGCUGCGGCCUCGGCCGUGCUCGCAGUGAGGCAUUCGUGCCCAAAACUCACAGCGGCCGCCGUCGCCUUCAUAAAGGCCAACCUCCAUGUGAUGGGCACGAAGGGAUGGGCAGACAUGAUGCGGAACCAUCUCGAACAUGUCAUCGAAGUGAGUCGGAUGCUUUCUGAUCCGCCACCAUCAACCAGCGCGCCAGCCACCACCAGAAAGGGCCAGAGCGACCGCGGCCGGACCCCGGCGGCGGCUGCGCCCACCACGGCUCCCGGCCAAACUCCACCGCCUGACGAGGCCACCGUCUCUCGCUUGCGGACCCUUCCGGCAGAAGAGAGAAGCAGAAGACUUAUCCAGGCGGCUAAGUGGGAGGAAGUGGAGGAGCUACGGGCGCUGCUGGCGGCAGGUGCGAACGUGGCGGCGAAGGACCUGGAGGGCCGGACCCCUCUGCACUGGGCGGCAGAAAGAGGACACGUCGAGAUGUUGAGGAGUCUGGUUGAGGGUGGGCCAGACGUGGGCACCAGGACCGUAAGACGAAACGUACGUCAGGGCCACACUCUUUGGGGCCCUCGACAUGUGAUGGGACAUGAGGUCUUCACUUUAGAUGAUUUUGGGAAUUAUGUGACAGGGCAACUGCCACAAUUCUCUGAUGGACCCAACACCAGGGAUAGGUAUAUGAGGACGCCUCUGCACUAUGCAGCAGAGAACGGACGCACGGAGGCAGUGGCUUUUUUGCUUGAGGUCGGAGCCAACAAGGGGGCCACAGAUAACUAUGGGAGAACAGCCCUGGACCUGGCCAGGCAGAACAGACACCAGCAGCUGAUAGACAUUCUAUCACGGAGAUAGCAGUCCUGCAAACAUAUGUAUA